AAUGGAACAUAAAAAAUUUAGAAAACCCGACGAAACAAACUUACCUUUUAAAAACAAAAGGGAGACAGCGGUCCCAAAACAAAGCAGAAUCCAAAAUCAAAAUGGCGAUGAUGGGACCGAUGGCAAAGGGAGAGAUAGUUUACAAAAUCUACAGAGCUUUAACCUACGGUCUAUCACCCUUGCUGCACCUUCACUUACACUGGCGCAAGCUCCGAGGUCUGGAGCACCCUAUCAGGUGGCGCGAACGCUUAGGUCGGCCUUCUCUCCGCCGUCCCUCCUCCGGCCCACUUCUCUGGUUCCACGCCGUCUCUUUAGGAGAAGGAAUGGCCGCCAUUCCUGUCAUUAAAUUUUGUAGUCAACGGAGACCUGACGUCCACAUUUUGAUGACAACGACGACAGUUUCCGCAUUUGAAGUACUGAAAGAUAGACUUCCAGCUAAUGUUAUAUAUCAGUUUGCUCCAAUUGAUACACCUGCUGCCAUGGAUGCUUUCCUUGGGUAUUGGAAGCCAAAUUGGAUUGUAAUAAUGGAGAGUGAACUAUGGCCGAACCUUAUUAUUGGUGCUUCCAAAUGUGGAAUUGGUCUGGCAUUAUUAAAUGCUCGAUUGUCUGCAAAGUCCUUUAGACAUUGGUCAAGACCCGUGCUAUUUCCUCUAAUGUCUCUUUUAUUGUCCAAAUUUUCUUUGAUUGCCCCAUUGAGUUCUGUCCAGGCAAUUCAUUUUCAGCUUCUGCAAGCUCCACCUUUUAGCAUAAAAUUUUCUGGUGAUCUAAAAUAUGUGGUGGAUGAAUAUGAACAAAAAGAUACCAGACAUAUAGAAUAUCUGCAAAAACAGCUUUCCCAAAAACAGGUUUGGAUGGCUGCUUCAAUUCACCGUGGUGAAGAAGAAAUAAUUUUGGGAGUUCACAACAUUCUUGUGCAAACUCACCCAGACAUUGUCACCAUUAUUGUUCCUCGGCAUCCACAACAUGGACAAGAGAUUGCUGAAGAAUUGCAGAAAGGAGGGCAAAAUGUAGCUUUGAGAUCUCAACAUAAAGAACUUAUUCCAGGAACAAGCAUAUAUUUGGUGGAUACACUUGUGCAAGUUGGCAAGUAAGGAGUUCUUAGGUAUGGAUUCGCCUGACAGAGCUCAUACCUUUAGCGACCUCGCAGUUUUGGUGAGCUCAUAGAUUUGGUGAGCUCGCACAUUUGGAGAGUUUGCAGGUUUGUGAUCAGGGUUCACCAAUGCAUGGAUGGUCACUUCGCAACACUCCUCCUUGGCCUCCAUGUUGCGAACCCCAAUAUCAUAAUGUAGCUUUUCAAACUUCCAUCUUCCCAAGGGGUUUUGUUAGAAUGUUAGCCAACUGAUCUUGUGAAUUGCAAUGUACCAAGGUUACUUCCUUGACUUGUUCCACUUCUCUCACAAAGUAAUACUAAAUUUCGAAUUGUUUUGUUCUUUCAUGGAACACUGGUUUUUUUGCAAUUGCAACAGCAGAUUGAUUAUCACACUUAAUCUCUGUUGCUUCUUCUUGUUUUAUAUUCAAAUCAUUCAGCAGUUUCUUUAACCAAAUAGCUUGAUUCACAGCUGCUGCAGUUGCAACAUAUUCAGCUUUAACAGUUGAUUGCGCCACUAUUUCUUACUUCUUAGAGCUCCAACAAAACACGCUUAGUGCUAGAGUAAAGAAAUAACCUGAGGUACGCUUCAUGUCUUUAGUAGACCUAGCCAAUCACUGUCUGAAUACCGAAGUAGUUUGACCUUUUCAGUCUUUACAAACUUCACUCCAUGGCUAAGAGUUCCUUUUAUGGAUCGUAAAACCCUUUUUGCUGCUCUGUAGUGGUUCAUAUUACUGCAAUGCAUGUAUUUUGACAAUAGACUUACAACGAAUAUUAUGUCAGGUCUAGAUGCUAUCAAGUAAAAUAGACAUCCCACCAAUCUUCUGUAGCUUGUUUUGUCAAUCUUUUCAACAUCUUCAUUGUUGGCGAGCUCCUCACCUUGAGCAAUAGGGAUGCUCGCAAGUUUACAAUUCUCCAUGCUAUAUCUUCGUAGGAUUUUCAUCAUGAACCCUUUUUGGUUUGUGAAAUGCGAGCUUGAUUUACCUCUAGAUCGAGGAAGUAUGUCAUUUCACCUAAGUUUGACAUUUCAAACUUCUCUUGCUUCUGGUCCUUGAAUUUAAUCGCUGCCAAUCACAAGUAAAUCAUCAACAUAUAAUGAAAUAAUGAGGAGUAUUUUAUUAUCAGUUUUAUUCAGAUACAAUGCAGGUUUGUUUGCUGAUGCUUCUUUCAAAACCCAUAUCUAUUAGAUGAUUAUCAAUUUUUUCAUACCACGCCCUUGGUGCUUGCUUCAAACCAUACAGUGCUUUGUUCAAUUUGUACACCCUUGAGGUUGCUCGACAUAAGUUUCUUCCUACAAAAAAUCAUUUAGGAAGGUUGACUUUACAUCCAUUUGAUGUAUCCUCUAGCCCUUUUGAGCUGCAAGAGUUAUUAGCAGCCUUGUGGUUUCUAACCUCGCAACAGGGGUAAAGAUUUCAGUAAAGUCCACUUCAUAUUGUUGGCUAAACCCCUUCGCAACCAUCCUCGCUUUAUAUAUGUUGAUUGAUCCAUUAGAAUUCAUCUUGGUUCUGAACACUAAUUUAAUUUCAAUUACUUUUUUUGCGAACUGGUCUAUCCACAAGCUCCCAUGUUUCAUUUUUGUUGAUCAUAGUGAUUUCAUCUUUCAUAGCUGUUCACUAUUCAGCUUCUUAAGCAGCUUCUUCAAAAGUGACUGGUUCUAGCUUCACCAAAGUACACCAUUGAUAGAUUUCAGUGAUGAUCUGGAUCCUCGCACUGAUUGUUCAUCAAUUGCAUCAUUUUUAGUUUGGUCUCUAGUCGCUCGCAGAUUAAGUUUUGGACUCCCCUGUUUGCACAUCUCUUCCUCUGCUGCAAUCCAAUUCCAUUUUUUUCUUUCAUCAAACUUCACAUCUCUGCUUAUGAUCACUUUCUUAGUGAAAGGAUUAUAGAUUCUAUAUCAUUUCCUAACAUUGGAAUAUCCAGCAAAUAUCCCUCACUGCGAUUUAUUGUCCAACUUGCUUCUUUUCUCUCCUGGAACAUGAACAAAACAGGUAUAAUCAAAUACUCUUAAGUGUGAAAUUGUUGAAAAUUGGCCAACCAUGUUGCUGUGAUAUUUUUGGUUGAAGUGCAUGCAGCUUGUAAACAUGCUGCAACACGUAUGCUUGCUGUAACAACAAGGUUGUUGUUUAGUUACUUUGUUAAGUUACUUAGUUGAAAAUGAACUAAGUUGGUAUUGUUUUGAUGUUUUUAGGUGCUGAUUGACAUAAUCAGCUUGUGUGCAAAUUAAGUUUUACUUGUUUCAAAGUAGGAUUAGUGGUAGUUGGUAGUAUUUGGUGAUGUAUUUGGCUAUAAAUGUAUUGUUUUUCUAAUUGAAAAAAUGAGAAAAAUGAGCUAAAAGCCAUAAGCUCUCUUGCUACACAUUUGUGAGCAAGUAAAAAUAUUUCUUGCAUCUUGCUUCAUUGUUCUGUGUUCUGUGUUUUCUUUCUCUGCUCCUCCAAAACGUCAACAAUUGGUAUCGGAGCUUUUAUGAUCUUUGAAGGGCUGCUCAACAAAUGGUAUGUUUUUGUAUUAGUUUUUGCUUCCGCUGCUUGUUAAAAAGAAAGAAGCUGCCAGAGCAUGUCAUUUAAAACUGCUUGUAGAGAAGACAGCAACAGCUCAACCCUAUGAGACUCCUAAACAAACUUGGAUAAGUUGAAGGAGGAGUUUCAAGGAAAGUAUGCGAGCUGUCCAAAGUGCAAGUGGCAUACUUGAAAGCCAAAUGUGCGAGCUCAGCAAGUUGUGCAAGCUUAGCAAAAGGUGCGAUCCCUUUAAAGUUGUUAGCUUGGCAAAAGGCGCGAGCCUGUUGAAGACAGUAAGCCAAAGUACGAGCCUAUCAAAGUGUGAGCUUGUCGAAUUGCAAGCCGAAGUGGUGAAUAGUCUAAAUGCAAACAUGAGUGGGUGCAAACCGAAGUGACGAACGAUUUAAAUGCAAGCUCGAGUGGGUGCAAGCCAAAAUGGUAGACUGAAGGGAAGCAAACUAUACUCGUGAACUAUAUUUGCAAAAAGAAAAAGGAUUGUAAUGAACAAGGGAACAAGGUAAGAUGUGUUGUCAACCAAGGCUGUAAAGGAGGAUAACACUCCAUUUGAUGAACAAGUAUUUGGCACAAAAGAUUGAUAUGGUCAAGUGUGUGAGUCAGAUUUGGUUGAGUAUGAGGCCAAGGUUGAAAAUGAAGUGCUUGAGGAGGGUUAGCUUGAAACAAAGCAUCUCGUUACUUCUAAGCUUAAAAAUUGUUAGAAGGAUUUGUAUUCGUAGCAUGGAGUCCAAGGAGGAGUGUUGAAAACUGGCCAACCAUGCUGCUGUGCUAUUUUUGGUUGAAGUGCAUGCAGCUUGUAAACAUGCUGCAGCACGUAUGCUUGCUGUAACAAUAAGGUUGUUUAUUUACUUUGUUAAGUUACGUAAUUGAAAAUGAACUAAGUUGGUAUUGUUUUGAUGUUUUUAGGUGCUGAUUGACAUAAUCAGCUUGUGUGCAAGUUAAGUUUUUCUUGUUUCAAUGUAUGAUUAGUGGUAGUAGGUAGUAUUUGGUGAUGUGUUUGGCUAUAAAUGUAUUGUUUUUCUAAUUGAAAAAAUGAGAAAAAUGAGCUAAAAGCCAUAAGCUCCCUUGCUACACAUUUGUGAGCAAGUAAAAA
Gossypium arboreum is the source of this 4687-nucleotide messenger RNA. RefSeq names its product probable 3-deoxy-D-manno-octulosonic acid transferase, mitochondrial. Gene Ontology annotation, cellular component: plasma membrane. NCBI's taxonomy places the organism in Eukaryota, Viridiplantae, Streptophyta, Magnoliopsida, Malvales, Malvaceae. The record is from RefSeq and is a predicted model, not a curated record. The coding region runs from base 102 to 1091 and encodes 329 amino acids. Gene Ontology annotation, biological process: lipid A biosynthetic process. Gene Ontology annotation, molecular function: transferase activity. The transcript is spliced from 9 exons.